CAUCGUAUAUAUACCCUCAGAUUAGAGAUGUUCGAUCUCUGGAGAACAGGAGGCAGCAAUGGACUGCUGCAUCUGUGGUCCCAUGGCCAAUUAUUUCAAGCCUCCGAGGAACUCCAUCUGCUCCAGCUGCUAUGAGGGAGCCAAAGGAAUCAUGGCUUUCAUCGACGAGCUCGACGGCGAUCGAGAUGCCGGCUUUCCUACAACUUCCCAGGGCUUGAAACCCAAUAUAUCCAAGGGGCUAUUAAUUGCUUUCAAGUGGGUGAGGAAGAUGAAAGAAAGGGAGGAAGAACUGAAUGAGAAGUUGAAAUUUCUAGAUUGUCUUGUGUUGGCACUGAGGGAUGGGAUUCACACGGACAUUAUGGUGAAGCCAGGCACAGGGGCUCCCUUAGCUGCCCAUAGAGCUCUGCUGGCCACGAAGUCUGAAAUCUUCAGAACCAUGCUGGGCUCGGAUGAAUGCAAAGCCCCAGCAGAGGACACCAUCUCGCUCCCCGAGCUCAGCCAUGAUGAGCUCAAAUGCCUCCUGGAGUUCCUCUACACUGGAAGUCUGCCCCAGGAGAGCACGGACAAGCACUUGUAUUCUAUGUUAGUAGCAGCAGAUAAGUAUGACAUCCCUUUCCUCAGAAAGGUGUGCGAGCACCAGAUACUAGACUCGUUGGACUCAUCAAAUGCACUCGAUAUCCUUGAGGUGUCGGAUGUCUGUUCUAAUAGAAUACUGAAGGAUCGCGCUAUGAACUCCAUUGUCGAGCAUGCGGAGGACGUGGUGUUCUCCACAAGAUACGAUGAAUUUGCUCUAAAGAAUGCUCAUCUGUGCGUGGAGAUCACAAGGGCAUUGCUGAGGGAGAUGAAGGAUAAAAAAGAUCAUGAGAUGUCUGGUUGAGUUGGAGAAAUUUUUGGCUUCAAGGCUACUUGAUGUUGAAAGGGACAUAGAAGAUCAAAUAAGGGGAGAAUGUAGACUCGAAGCUUAAUAGCAACAGAGAAAUGAGUGAUGAAUUCUCACCUAAUUACAUGAAGAAAUCGUGUAUUGAAAUUAAUAGACAUUAUUAUUACAGUAGUUCUUUUUA
Molecule: messenger RNA, 1061 nt
Organism: Phoenix dactylifera (date palm)
Lineage: Eukaryota; Viridiplantae; Streptophyta; Magnoliopsida; Arecales; Arecaceae
Product: BTB/POZ domain-containing protein
Molecular function (GO): protein binding
Source: RefSeq, a predicted model, not a curated record